UCAGCCCGGGUGGUAAUUAGGUCAUAAGCCAUCUCUGACUCACUCAACUUCUCAUCCAUUGCCUUUCACACUUACCCAAUCAUCUGUUCAUCCCCCAUGAGUGUCUUCAUGAGCUCUUGCCCUUGCAUUUCUCCUCCGGUUUUUCAUUCAGUUUCUUGAUCUUUCUCCGCACAGCUCUUGUAAAUGUUCUCACCGUCUCCUGCUCCUUCAUAACUCAUAGCACUUGAUACUCCUGCAUCAUGAGUCCUGGUCUCCAACGGUCAGAUGGAAAGACAAACCACUCGAUCGAUGGAAGCUCAGACCACAGUUUGGGAAGGAGUGCUGAGGAUCAAAGAGAACCGCCGCUGAAAAAUUAUAUUUUUCUGACUAUUUUUACAUGUUUUUGUCCAGCAUGGCCUAUAAACAUUGUGGCGUUGGUCUUUUCUUUGAUGUCUCAAAGCAGCUAUGAUGCUAAAGACUAUGAGGGAGCUCGGCGACUGGGGAGGAAGGCUUUUCACAUGGGAAUCACUUCUCUAGUCAUCGGCCUUAUCAUUAUGGUCUUCUGUAUUGUACACUUCACCACGGAUGCAAUCUGACUGUGGUGAAGCCAGUUGACAGCAGGAAGCUGCACUGUAAAUUAGUGGCGAUCAGUUCCAGUGAACGCCAGAGGACGCUGUGAGCUAAACCCUGAACGUGAUUUCACUGUGGUGGCACCAUGUGCUUAAAAUAAACCAUCCUGGGUUCAUCAAUCAGUAUUUUUCAAAUGGAAUGUAUAAGUGGGUCUGAUUUGCUUAAAGCAUGGCCAGAAAACACAAACCUACACUAAAAGUCACUUAAUCUUCAUACCACCUCACAGAUAUACUGUAUGAGAGUGGUGUCAUUUAUUCCUGCAGGCAGAACAACUGCAAAGUCUGUAUUUGCUGAGUAUGUCUGACACUUCAAAUGUUGUAAAUGUGUAGUUCAGAUGUGUACAUUGUGCUUGUCUUUAAGCAUACUACUAAAAGGAUGCUUGCACUCAAAUAGCUAACCAAUGCUUUUACAGAAAAGUGUUAUUAUGUAUGGAUGAAUGUAAAAUAAUAGAGUCUGACUGUUGUUAUUUGUUUGUUUGUUUGUUUGUU
Molecule: messenger RNA, 1097 nt
Organism: Danio aesculapii
Lineage: Eukaryota; Metazoa; Chordata; Actinopteri; Cypriniformes; Danionidae
Product: transmembrane protein 233
Exons: 3
Coding region: 240-575 (111 amino acids)
Cellular component (GO): membrane
Source: RefSeq, a predicted model, not a curated record